UGUUUGCGUUCAGCAAACAUGGACAGCCGAGAAGGGAGGACGCUCCGAGGAGCUGAGCCCGAAGGCGACACCAUCCUAGAGGUCGGAGGAAAGCUGUUUCCGGUCAACAGGUGGGCGCUGGCCUGCCACAGCCGGUACUUUGAGGCCAUGUUCUUUGGAGGCACCCGGGAGCGCAGCCAACGGCACAUCCAGAUCAAGGGGGUCGAGCCCGAAGCCUUCAAGGCCCUUCUGGACUUCACCCAGACGGGCACCAUCCACGUCGACCGCGACAACGUCGCCAGCCUCCUGGAGACGGCCGACUUCCUGCAACUGGACAGGGCCAAGAGGCGCUGCGAGACGUUUCUGGAAAGGGAGCUGCACACCUCCAACUGCUUCAGCCUCAUGGCCUACGCCCAGCAAUUCGCCUGCGUGGAGCUCCACUCCGCAGCCCGCUUGGUGGCCCUCUCGCACUGGGCCGACGUGGCCGCCCACGGGGAGUUUGAAGACCUCCCCAAGGAAACUUUGCUGGGUCUGCUGCAGAGCGACGAGCUCUUUGCGAACCGAGAGGACAUGGUCUUCAACACAGUGAUGCAGUGGGUGGCUGCAGAUCCAGCGGGCAGAGAAGGGGACUUUCUGGAGCUGGUGGGUCUCAUCCGGGUCCCUUUCCUGAGCCUCUCCUUCCUCGACCUCCUGGUGAAGCGCACCAAGCACCCUGGGCAGGAGAUUUCGGCUCGGCUUGUGCGGAAGCUGGACACUUGCCCGCCCUCCAGCUGGAGAGAUGUGUCCCAGUUGCCCUGCAUGGGCCGGAGCUACGAGACCCUCUAUGUGCUGGCUGGGAAGCAUGACAAAGACCAGCAGGAACUCUUCCAGUUUCAGCCCAAGACCGGGACGUGGCAGGCCUGCUCUCCGCUCCAGCGCAAGAACUUCACCCAGUAUGCUGUGGCUGCCGUUGGUAACUUCCUUUUUGUAACAGGUGGAUACUUCCGGGAGGAGUUUUUCUGGUCCAGCGUGGACUGGGUGCUGAUCUACAACAGCUGGAACGACACGUGGCUGGAAGGACCAGCUAUGAAGAGGGCCCGGAACAGCCACUGCGCCGUGGGGGUGGGCUUCCACCUGUACGUGAUGGGAGGCAGCACCGAGGAAGGCAUCACCCCGGACGUGGAGCGCCUGGCCCCCACAGACUCAGCCUGGGAGAGCGCAAGCCCUCUGGUGCACCCCGUGGAGCGAGCUGGGGCAGUCAGCAUAGGGACGCGCAUCUACGUGGUCUGUGGCCUGGACGAGAACGGAGACGUGUGCCGGGCAGUCCAGCGGCUAGAUGUAGAGACAGGCAUUUGGGACAUCGUUUCUUUCUCGCCUCUCCCUAGGUACGACCUCUGCGUCACAGCCCUGAACGGCGCCAUCUACACGGUCGGAGGGGACGCCUUCCGCUUCGACGUGGACACGGGUGAGUGGACCCCGGUGGAGGAGGACUGCUUGGCGCGGAGGUUCUUCACAGGGUGCAGCACAGGAAAUGGGCGCAUCUACCUCCUCGCGCAGAGGCAAGGGAACGGGGCCCUCCCAAACAUGGUGAUCUUGGACCCCUACCUCGACACGUGUCGGGAGGUGGACAGCAAGCUCCCCUGCCCCCUGCCCAUCCACGGGACGGCUUCCAUACGGCGAUUCGACGCGUGGGCAUGACUUCGCCAUGUGCCAAUCCCUUCCAGGCGGGUCCAGCUUGCCAGAGAAGCAGCGCCCUUUCUUUCAUCUCCAGGAGGCGGCAGAAGUGAGGCGUGCCUGCCAUUCCAUUUGGGAGGAAACCAGAAGGUCCAGCUCUUCGUCAUUUCCAUGGUGGACCUGCUUUGGAGGUGCCCUCGCCACCGGCACGGCUACUCUCACACAGAGGAGGGCACGACCCUCUCCCCUCUUUUGAAGGAGGAGGCCCAGUUGCACAGCACUGAUUGGCCAUGUUUUUGGCCAGUUUUUUAGGUACUGUUACGCCUCCAUCGGAUGAGUCCUCAGAGGAGGAUGAGGGAACAGCGGAUGGGCACAACAGAACCAGGACAGGGAGCAAGCGCAGCCACCCAAGAUGCAGCUGCUGAUCUCCCACUGCCAAAAGAUUUCAGGACACAGCUGGAGCCCCUCCGUCAGGCUCAGAGAGUGACAGGAGGCCCCUCUGCCCCCUGCAGAGAGAAGACACCUGUGAGUAGCACAGCAACACAGGCGAUCUGGCCACUUAAGCCUACAAGCUCCCAGGAGACAGAGGGCUGAUUGCCAGGACCUGAACCAGUGAGGGGCAUUUAAAAGGCAGUGAGAUGCUGUUUGCCCUCCACUGGAAGCAACAUCAGAUGCCAGCAUCAGACCCUCUCCAGCCAUGCCAGACCCGGAAACCUGGACUGCCUUACGCUGAAGGGUGUUGAACCCUUGAUUUGCUACUGACCUUGUUUUUUGGAAGACGAGCUGGCACGUGGAGCUCGACCCCCUACGUACACCCUUUGCUCACUCUCAGUCUCCUCAAGCCUUGUCCAAUUUACAAACCAGCCCCUGCCUGGCCAGCUGCCGGCGGAUUGUUUUACACCGCCAUUAAUCACCUCAGUACAGCUGGCAAAGAUUGACAGGUGGUGUGCAAGGUUUUUUAAAAAAGUCAAUAGUAGCCAAAUUGGGUAGCUUUACUGAACAGAGGGAAUGUUCCAUCGGAGAAUGAAGUCCCAUCUUCAGGUGGUAUCCUAAUCCAUUCUUCUUGCCAUUUAGGAUCCCACUGCUCAACAGCUAAAUUCGGUAUUUUCCAAGCCCCACUUCAGAUUCAGAAGGCCCAUUUAUUCAGCAUUCAUCCUGAUUUGCAGUACACAGAGCUUAUGCAAUGGUUAAAUGGUGUCCUUUACUUCUUUAA
Messenger RNA from Rhineura floridana, 2845 nucleotides. RefSeq names its product kelch-like protein 21. Bases 19 to 1656 code for a protein of 545 amino acids. The transcript has 3 exons. Gene Ontology annotation, molecular function: protein binding. NCBI's taxonomy places the organism in Eukaryota, Metazoa, Chordata, Lepidosauria, Squamata, Rhineuridae. The record is from RefSeq and is a predicted model, not a curated record.